AUGGUUAUGGAACAACUUAAGGCUAGUAUGGAAGCUGAAAAACUUCGGGCAAAGAAGGAAAUACGUUCAAAAUUGGUUACUACACCUAAUAAAGGAGGAGGAGAAAAACGUGGAGACGAUGUCGGCAAAUCCAAAUCAACCACAAACGUUACAACAACUCGUGGCGAUGCAAUAACUCCAAGUCGUUCAGCAGAAACGAAUGCAUCAACACCAACUUCAACUUUAGGACGUCGCAAAGAAUUGGCAAAAUACCCUAGUAGUGACAACAGGAUGCCUAGGACAUUUCAACGUUUUUUUUAAAUUUAUGUUCAGAAUUUUGGGGUUACUAUAAUAGUGGGAUCCUAGAUCUGGAUUCGAAAUAUGUACCAUUUGGGCUUCUUGUCACGUUGUGUUCGGAUGUAUAAGAAUUUUUUUUGGGAGACAAACCUGAGAAAGAAGCCCCUGAAAAUGAAAAACCAUGGGGAGGGGGGGGGGGGCAAGCUCAUUUUCGGGAAUUUUGUUAAGCUGAUAUGAGUAGGGGUCACCCGUUUUGUCUAUUUUUCCCUGUAGUUUUAGUCU
Molecule: messenger RNA, 558 nt
Organism: Meloidogyne enterolobii
Lineage: Eukaryota; Metazoa; Nematoda; Chromadorea; Rhabditida; Meloidogynidae
Source: the annotation of a GenBank genome assembly